GUUUUUCUGUAUUUGCAAAGUAGUCUAGUACAUCAAGUUUAGGCCUUCUGCAAUUUUCUUAUUUGUGUCUAACACCAUUUGUAUUACAAAUAAAAGUUAAAAAUGUUGGGGCGCACAGGUCUUUUGGCUCGUAACAUUACCCAGAGCCUGGUCAGGCACCACAGCCAUGGUGGUAUUCCCGGAGAGAACUUGCCCUUUGGCUUAACUAACCGCUACAAGUUGACCGCAUAUUUCGUUCUUUUCUUUGGAUCUGGAUUAGCUGCUCCAUUCUUGGUGGUCAGACAUCAGCUGCUGAAGAAGUAAAAUUUUAGAUUCCAAUUCGUAAGCAUGAAAAUUAAAUUUCGCGAAGGCUACACCUAUCAAGUGUAUAAUUUAUGAUUAAGAUUAAAGAGGAAUCAUAUUCACAAAUAAAACACUCUAUGUCAUACUAGAA
Molecule: messenger RNA, 433 nt
Organism: Anastrepha obliqua
Lineage: Eukaryota; Metazoa; Arthropoda; Insecta; Diptera; Tephritidae
Product: cytochrome c oxidase subunit 7C, mitochondrial-like
Exons: 3
Coding region: 103-303 (66 amino acids)
Biological process (GO): mitochondrial electron transport, cytochrome c to oxygen
Source: RefSeq, a predicted model, not a curated record